Molecule: messenger RNA, 1061 nt
Organism: Cornus florida
Lineage: Eukaryota; Viridiplantae; Streptophyta; Magnoliopsida; Cornales; Cornaceae
Product: small ribosomal subunit protein eS4z-like
Exons: 5
Coding region: 117-911 (264 amino acids)
Biological process (GO): translation
Cellular component (GO): cytosolic small ribosomal subunit; ribosome
Molecular function (GO): structural constituent of ribosome; RNA binding
Source: RefSeq, a predicted model, not a curated record
GGGUUAUAUAACUUGUAGCCCCCCCCCCCUCUCUCUCUCUCUCGUUCUUUCACUUCUUGCAGGGUUGACAGAACAGCGGUGGCGAGGAGCUAAGAUCUGCAGCGAAUAAACCCAAAAUGGCAAGAGGUCUGAAGAAGCAUUUGAAGAGGCUUAAUGCCCCAAAGCAUUGGAUGCUUGACAAGCUUGGAGGUGCAUUUGCUCCAAAGCCAUCAUCUGGACCUCACAAAUCCAGAGAAUGCCUGCCAUUGAUCCUCAUCUUGCGAAAUCGAUUGAAGUAUGCUCUCACAUAUCGCGAGGUCAUUUCUAUUUUGAUGCAACGACAUAUUCUUGUGGAUGGGAAGGUUAGGACAGAUAAAACAUACCCUGCAGGAUUCAUGGAUGUCGUAUCCAUUCCCAAAACAAAUGAGAACUUUCGUCUCCUUUAUGACACCAAGGGUCGGUUCCGUCUCCACUCAAUUAGAGAUGAAGAGGCAAAGUUUAAGCUAUGCAAAGUCCGAUCUGUGCGGUUUGGGCAGAAAGGCAUCCCGUACGUGAAUACUUAUGAUGGUCGAACCAUCCGCUACCCAGACCCACUCAUCAAGGCCAACGACACCAUCAAGCUUGACCUGGAGAGCAACAAAAUCACCGACUUCAUCAAGUUUGAUGUUGGGAACGUGGUCAUGGUGACAGGUGGAAGGAAUAGGGGUCGUGUGGGAGUCAUCAAGAACAGGGAGAAGCAUAAGGGGAGCUUUGAGACUAUCCACGUCCAGGAUGCUACAGGGCAUGAAUUUGCAACUCGUUUGGGCAAUGUGUACACCAUCGGGAAGGGGACAAAGCCAUGGAUAUCUCUUCCUAAGGGCAAAGGUAUCAAAUUGUCCAUCAUUGAAGAGGCCAAGAAGAGGCUUGCUGCUCAAGGAGCAUCCACUGCCUAGACUUCAAAAACAUCAUCUGAUGUAGUUUGGAAUAGUUUUGUGUUUCUGAUUUUGUUUUGUCGUUAUUCAAUGCUGGUUUUAUGCUCAAACGUUCUGGGAACAGUUUCCUUUAAUUAAUACUGAAUGGCUUAUAAGGUUUUUUCUCGGAAA